AUGGCGGCUGCGCAACGGCAGGUCUUUUCUAUGCCCGGCAGUCUGGACGAGGACGAAGUGGAAGAGCUGGCGAAUGUGACGACGCUGACUAAUGAUGACAGGGUGAAGGCCAUCAUGGAGAGAUUGGGCUCUGUACAGAGGUCGUCUUGGGACGAGGUUCGUAAAGCGCUGGGCAGCCUUGCCGGCGCUGGCUUCAGUGACCUUGUCUGGGAGCGUGUCAUGAGGGCCUCAGCUGUGAAGUUGAACUUCUGGGACGAUGAUGCGGCGCUGAUUGCCUCUUGCUGCGAGGUGCUGAAGAAAGAGCUUGGCCAUGAACGCCCUAGCAGGGAGCCCUCUGAAGCCAGCCUCAAAGACCAGGACGAGGCAGCUCAUAUGCUGAAAAGGCUCCAGGACAGCAGAGGCUCCUCGAAAAGCUCAGCGGAUAGCACGGCGAAGUCCUUUGGCUCUCCCUCUCCUACCUUCCACAUGCGUUGUGACACGGAAGUGUCUAUUGAUACCAUGCAGGUCCCGAGAGCAGCUUCCAAAGACUCACUGGACAGUGGAGCCCUUUCCAGCUCGACUUCACUUGCCUUCCAACACAGAAUCUCCGAUGCGAGAGUGGCUACGGGUAUCUUGGAGAAGUCCAAGGCAGCGUCCAAAAAGGAGGAUCUCAUCCUACAAGAUGCCUCUGCUUCUCGGCUGAUGCAGUUCAAGUUUACGAUCUUCCUUUUCGUCUUUGUGCAGAUGGCUUUCUUUGCCACCUACCAAUUCUUCUUUGAGACGCCGAAGACCUGGGAACUUGUCGGCUUGCCUAUCCCCGUCGCUCGUGGCUUUGCCUACGGAGCAUGCUUCUGGACGGGCGUCCUUUUCCUCACCAUGUCCCGAGACUUCAUGUCCUUGUUGGCACGUUGCGCAUGUGUGCAGAGAUCCCAGCUCAUCAUGCAGCUCAUUAAUUGCCACAAGGAGCUCCAUGUUUUCAGCGCCUGGCAGGUUCUGUUAGAUAGCCUUGUGCACACAGUGAUGCAUCACAUUGGCACCUUCCCAGCGCUCCAAAGAAACACAGCAAAAGAACUGAACGAAGUGCUGGCCUGCGCGGGCGAUAGCGCCGGAGGAAACUUUUUGGCGAUCUUUCAAUAUCCAGCUUGCCCAUUGCCAGACGCAGAUAUUGGCUACUUCGCUGGUGUCCUGUCUACGCCCGGAAUUACGGGCUACCUGCUGAUGGUGGUGAUUUUCCUGCUGGGUUGGUUUUCUCGUGCCAAAGAGAGGCGCGCUCACUUCCGAGUAUUCUAUGCUCUCCAUCAUAUCCUAGUGCCUGCUUGGGUCAUACUACUGGUUCUCCAUUCCGCUAAUGGCUGGGUGGGCCUUGGCUUUCCACUGGUUAUCCUGGUUGCGGGGAUUCCCAUUGCUGCAUAUACAUGGACUCGAAGUCGACGAGCCUACCUCGCGUGUUGCUGUCCCUCCACCUUGCUGGAGGCCGAGAAGUCUGUGAAUGGCAAGCUUGUCCGCAUCGAGGUGCAGCUAAGCCGUGGCUACCGCAAGUGCAAGGUUGGAGAGUAUGCAUACAUGAAUAUUCCAAGCUUUUCGCGCUUUGAGUGGCACCCCUUUACUAUCAGCAAUAGCAAGGAUGAUGGGAAUGGAGGUCAGCUGAUCACCUUUUGCAUUAUGUGUGUUGGCAGCUGGACCAAAAAGCUCCACCAGAACUGCGCGGCUGGCCCGUUCCCGCGCAUCAACAUCGAUGGCCCAUUCUAUGCUCCCACUGUCAGCAUGCCUUUGCGUUCCACAGUUGUGGGUAUUGGCGCAGGUGUUGGAGUGACCCCAUUCCUAUCCUUCUUGGGAAGUCUUGCAGGUUCGCAGGAGCACCGCAAAAACGCGCAUGUUUUUUGGAUGUCGUCAUACGCCACCGACUUCCUCCUCUUCAAGGACCUCUUGUUUCAGCUUGAGAAUCAGGGCAGUGGCAACACGAAGUGCCACCUCCAUGCCACGCGCGGUGGAUGGGAUGGUAAAGGCUUGGGCUGUCUGUUUGACCUGGCGACUCGGGAGCUGUGGAACGAUUGGAUGCGACGCCUUGCCGCGAAAAGCACUGAAACCGUACCUACUUUCUGUCAUUACCCGAAGCCCUUGCAUGCCAUUGUGUCCGGAAGCAUGUUGGGGUCACAAAAGCCCUUGGCCAUCGUCAUGGGCCGGCCCGACUUUAUCGCAGAGCUUCUCGCCAUCGGUCAGGCUGACCCACGGGAGAAUGUUUUCGUCUACUUUUGUGGUAACGACCUCAUCAAGAGCACCAUCCAAACAGCGUGCGUCGCCUGCAACAAGCACAAUGAAAGCAGUGGCUGCACGCAACGCUUUUACUUCUAUCAUGAGCGCUUUGACUGA
Molecule: messenger RNA, 2349 nt
Organism: Symbiodinium natans
Lineage: Eukaryota; Dinophyceae; Suessiales; Symbiodiniaceae
Source: the annotation of a GenBank genome assembly